Sphaeramia orbicularis (orbiculate cardinalfish) is the source of this 1200-nucleotide messenger RNA. RefSeq names its product T-lymphocyte activation antigen CD80-like. NCBI's taxonomy places the organism in Eukaryota, Metazoa, Chordata, Actinopteri, Kurtiformes, Apogonidae. The record is from RefSeq and is a predicted model, not a curated record. Gene Ontology annotation, biological process: immune response; positive regulation of T cell proliferation; cell surface receptor signaling pathway. Gene Ontology annotation, cellular component: external side of plasma membrane.
GACAGCAGGGCAGCAUGAUGGACUUAACCUGUAGGCCUCAGAGUUUUAGUUGUCCUUCAUGGCAUCUUCAGAUUCCAUUGAUUUUCUUGUUGACUGUGACGCUCCAACCAACUGUCACAGAGAUAACCAAAAGGCCUAUUCUGCUCAGCGGUGAGAUCGGUGGAGAAGUCACAUUUUGUUGCCCCUACAAUAAUCAAAGUAGCAUUUCUUCUUUCUACCUGCAGAAGGGGGGGGACUUUGUGAAUGGUUACCAUAGAACUAGAGAGAUUCCCAUACCAAAAUGGCAGAAAACUAGAUUGGACCAUGAAAAUGUGCAUAUGAAUCACUUAAACAUCUCACAUGCUGGAAAGUACACGUGCCACUUUGUGUACACUGACAGACCUGGGACGAAAGACAUAGAGCUCAGUAUUACAGCCCCGUACACCAGACCGAAUAUUACAAUGUCAUGUAGUGAUACAGGUCACAACUGCAAGGUAACAUGUACCUCCCACGGUGGGUACCCCAAAAACAAAUUUUCAUGGGAUGUUCCUCCACUCGGGAAUGCCAGUGGUCCAACGUGGGGAGCUGUGGAAAACCCUCCAGAAUGCGACCCGAAGACAAAACUAUGCAACAUCUCAAGCACUGCCAGCUUUAACUGCUCCUUUGGGCUGCGCAGAGACCUCCACUGUUACGUUGAUGACAACCCAGAGAUAUUUUCUGCUUUCUCUGUCUGUAAACCAUUGUCUCCUACGCCACCUUCUGAUCCUCCUACAGUACUAAUCGCUGUCGGUGCAAUGGUUAUAGUAGUCAUUAUUUUGGGAGUACUGCUGCUGCUGUGGAAAUUCAGGAAGGGACUGAGAGGACGCAGGAAUCAAAUGACAGGACAGGAAUUAAAUAUGGAGGCAGGACAACCUCUCUGGGAAUAAAGGAGGGAAAAGGCAUCAUGAACGCAGAGCGCCACAAGAAGAAUGUCUGGUUUUCAGUUGGACAUAAAAUCUUACGUAUACCAGAAACUAGGACAAAACUUGAUGUCACUAAGUGUAGUUACAUAAGUAACAAAGUGGCAACAAACAAAGAGAACCAGUGUCAUCGUGAUCAGGCACUCGCUUGACCACGUGCUCACAGCACUUCUGACUGUAGUAUUUGAGGAAGUGUUCAUUUUUGGUGUCCUAUAACUUGUGAAGAACAGUGCGUCAUCCAAAUGUGAAUGCCUGACUUCUC